AUGAGCAUCCAAAAUGGAGAGUGCGAGGACUGGAGAGGGAGAAAGGCAGAUUCUAAAAAACAAGGUGGAAUUAGAGCUGCCAGCUUUGCAUGCGUUGUGGAAGUAUUAGAGAACAUGGUUUUCCUAUCCAAUGCAACAAACUUUGUUGUAUACUUCCUCAAGUCAAUGCAUUACCCAGCUGCUGAGUCUGCAAACAUGGUCACCAAUUUUAUGGGAACCUCUUUUUUGCUCACCAUAUUUGGAGGCUUCAUCAGCGACUCUUUCUUCACACGAUCUACCACCUUCAUCUUAUUUUGUAUUAUCGAGUUACUGGGACUUGUACUGCUUACACUUCAAGCUCAAUACAGCAGUUUACAGCCUCCUAUAAAUACAAGGCCGUCUCGCUCUCAAGCUACUCUUCUUUAUACCGGGCUCUACACAAUGGCCACUGGCGUUGGUGGCGUCAAGGCGUCAUUGCCUGCACAUGGAGCUGAUCAGCUUGACCACACCAACCAGCGACUUAUCUCUGCCUUUUUCAAUUGGUUUUUCUUUUCGCUAUGUACAGGUGGGCUCAUUGCUGCAACCGUUAUGGUUUGGGUCGAAGAGAACAAAGGGUGGAACUGGAGUUUUAAGAUUUCUAUCAUUGCACUGAGUUUGGCGCUGUGCCUUUUCGCAAUCGGGUUUCCAAUUUAUAGACACAAACGUCCCAUUGGCAGUGCACUAACAAGAAUCUUUAAGGUACUUGCUUCCGCAGUUCGACAUAGGAAAGCCUCAGUGGUAGAGAUGGGGAAUCAUAAUGCAAUUUCAGCAGCAAAAAGGACCCCUGACAAGCUCAGGUUUCUAGAUAAAGCAUUAUGUGAUGACACCAUAACUGCAGCUGAGGUAGACGAAACAAAGACAUUCCUUGGCCUAUUUCCCAUAUUCGCAAGCACAAUCAUGAUGAACUGCUGCCUUGCACAGCUACAAACAUUCUCAGUGCAACAAGGGAACAUCAUGAAUAGAACACUUAACAAUUUCAAAAUUCCUACCCAAUCAUUGUCAGUAUUUCCCUUAACAACUAUGCUUGUUUCCAUACCCUUAUACGAACGUUUUGUACACAGUUUCGGAAGCAAAGUUUCACCAAAAUAUAACAUUUUUCUACCACUUAAGAGGAUCGGCUUGGGGCUAGCACUAGCGUCAGGGUCCAUGGCUGUGGCAGCUGUUGUAGAGGCCAAGAGGCGCUCAGCGGCAACACAAAAUGAUGCGGCAAUGUCAGUGUUUUGGCUAGUGUGGCAAUACCUUUUACUUGGGAUUUCUGAUAUGCUCACUCUUGGUGGGAUGCUUGAGUUCUUCUACUCAGAGGCGCCAGAUAGCAUGAGAAGUAUUUGCACUGCACUGUCUUGUUGCUCUACAUCCAUGGGGUUUUUCAUUAGCUCAGUGUUAGUGUCAUUUACCAAUUUGGUGAGUGGACAAUUUGGUCAAGAGUGGCUUGGAGGGAACGAUCUGAAUCGUACACGUUUGGAUCUGUUUUAUGCACUUCUUAGCAUUCUUAAUUUGCUUAAUUUUAUAAAUUAUGUGUACUGGGCUAAUCGUUAUUAG
Messenger RNA from Pistacia vera, 1557 nucleotides. Its product is annotated as protein NRT1/ PTR FAMILY 4.2. Gene Ontology annotation, biological process: transmembrane transport. Gene Ontology annotation, cellular component: membrane. The record is from RefSeq and is a predicted model, not a curated record. The transcript has 5 exons. The coding region runs from base 1 to 1557 and encodes 518 amino acids. NCBI's taxonomy places the organism in Eukaryota, Viridiplantae, Streptophyta, Magnoliopsida, Sapindales, Anacardiaceae. Gene Ontology annotation, molecular function: transmembrane transporter activity.